Molecule: messenger RNA, 2235 nt
Organism: Trypanosoma conorhini
Lineage: Eukaryota; Euglenozoa; Kinetoplastea; Trypanosomatida; Trypanosomatidae
Exons: 1
Coding region: 1-2235 (744 amino acids)
Source: RefSeq, a predicted model, not a curated record
AUGACGGGGUCUCCGCUGACCUUGGCGUGGGUCGACGCCCACCUCAGGCGACGUGGGCUGCCACGCAAACACGCACCGGAGCCAACGGUGGGCGCGGGGGAAGUUCCAGGCGCACCUCCCGGCGGACUGCGUGCGGCACCGUCGUCCUCGACGGACGGCGCGCCGCCAGUGGAGGAGAUACUUGCUGCGGUAGACCACCGCCUGCUUUCUGGCGACGGGCAUCCGUCGGUUGCGUCGGGCAGGGGCAGGCCGCGGGGCACCGAGGAGGACGACCGCAGCGACAGCAAGGGUGUCGACAUCCUCAACCAGUCGCAGCGGGCGACGCCGCAGCGCGUGGCUUCGGGUGUGGCAUCAUUUGUGAAGCAGCAGGCGGAACGCACAGGCAGCUUAAAUGGUCCUACGCAGACAUGUUUUGUGCUCCACACAGUUCUCACUGCGUGCGUGCGACAUGCACUUCACUACAGCCGACUUGACUCGUCUAGUGGGCUUGCCUCCGCCUCUUUCUCUGCAUCUUCUCCUGCCGCCACGAGCAACGUCGAGUCGGCUACCGAGGCUGCGGCUAUGCGUACACGUGGGGCGGCGCGUGAGGCUGUCGCGGCCUCCUCGCAGAUCAACUUUCCCUGGUCGGCGCACGUGGCAUCCGAGCACUUACUGGAGGUCAUGCAAGACGCCGCCGUCCAAAAGGGCCUACGCUCCCAGCUUUGGAGGGCCGUGGACAGGGAACACAAGGGCAUCAUGCAUCACGCCAUCAAACUGUGCUCGAACGCAGCCCCCGUCUUGGCCGACAUUGGCGUGGAAGAGGCGGAGGUGAGGAGGCUGUUUGGCAUCCCAGCGGAUGUUUUGGCCGCGGCACGCGAGUUCUUUGACAUUUCCUCCCCUUGCUUCUCCACUUGUCCUGCGGCGUUGGUGUCUCUGCCGCGCCAACAUCAGCUGUCGGUGUUGAGUGAGCAUCAUUUUGUGUACACGACAACGUCCUCGCGGCUCGCGGAGUUGCUGAAUGAGGAGAUGUCUGUGGUGAAGCGCAUAGUGCGGGAGGGUGACAAGUCGAUGGCGGGCGUGGAAGGCGGCUGGGGGUCGUCUGACGGGUUUGCGCGGCAGUUGACGUUGCUGCUCUUGGAGAUGGCGCGUGUACGUAUGGCGUUGGCGAUUCUUCUGCAGUUUGAGGCUCUCCUCCGGCGCUGCGCGGCGGCGGGGGGGCAACAACAACUUCCCGACGACGCGGCCGCAGUGCCACCGUCCCCCGCCUCCCCCGCCUCGCUGGCGCAGGGGCUGUGCGCGUUGGCCGCGGCUGCCGCAUCGCGGGCGCUGGAGACGCGGCCGCACCGCAGCCGCUUCGUCGCACACUUCCGUGUCGUGUCGCUCACGCCCCGGCAGGGGCGGCCCAGCGACGCACGCCACGUGGAGACGCCGUACUACAGCCUCAAGUCCGUCUUUGCGGCGCUCUCGCAGGCGGCCGCCACCACCAACACGGCAACCGCCGAGGCGGCAGACGUUGGCGUCAGCGCACCACCGGCGACUCCCGCCGCCCCCGCCGCGCGAUUGCCUGCGGCGGCCGGAGUGUCGGAGGACUCGGUGGAAGAAGACCCGGUGAUGCGUGCGGUGAUGGCGGCGGCGGCGGCGGUAACACCGGGGAAGGCGGCCCCCCGCGGCGGCGCCACGCACUCACGCCCGCCACUGAGGGUCGCUUCGUCCACCGCCACAGCGGGUCCUCUCGCUCAAGCGCAGCGGCAGCGGCGGGGGCGCGCAAGCGCGGCGCCGUCAGCGUCGCAGGAACGGGAACCACAGGCAGAGUUAACGUGGCACUUCCGGUGCUGUGAAGGGGAAUUGGGGGCGGUACUCAAUGCGGUCGACGCGCCACCAUGCGAUGAGACGGAAGUGAAGGUGCAGCUGCUGCGCCCGGCAACGCAUGUUCCGUGGCCGUUCCGUCUGGAGGCGGUUGCGGCCGACACGAAUCUCCACGACAUUCCCGCAGCAACUUCUCUGCUAUCCACGCCUUCGGACACGUUUGUGCAGCCCCCGGCGACUGCGGCGGUGCGGAUGCGCUACAACCCUGCAUGGAGGACUGCUGCGAGCAUGCCAACCCCGCUUGACACGCAGCACGCCACGCGCCUGCAGCGCGUGCUCACGCAUCGUCAUGGCCGUCUACUGACGCUGAACGGUUGCCCCGCGGAGAAGCUGAAGUCGGUGAUGCGCAUUGCUGCACAGAGUGUGCGCCUGGUGGUGCGGUUUCGGUAG